CACCUCCUGAAAUCACCACGCAAAAGAACUUGAAUGGCUUUCUAGAAACCUCCCCGAGUGAUGCUCUCAAAAUCUCGCAUCUCAUUCGAAUCGAGAUGAGUCUCAAGUAGCGGGGAACGUGGACCCGAUCCCGACAGCAAGAGCAUGGAGCUGGAGCAUUUUGAUGAACGCGACAAGGUCCGCCGAGGGCGCGCCGUUCGGGCCAAACGAGACGACUCGGGCCCGAGCUCGCGCGGCAGCAGCCUGGUUCCCAGCCCGGCUCACAGCACCAACUGCAGCUACUACCGCACGCGCACUCUGCAGGCGCUCACCUUGGAGAAGCGUGCCAAGAAGGUGCGCUUCUACCGCAACGGCGACCGCUCUUUUAAAGGGCUGGUGUACGCUGUUUCCGCCGACCGCUUCCGCUCGUACGACGCCCUGCUCGUGGAGCUGACCCGCUCGCUGGCCGACAACCUCCACCUGCCGCAAGGGGUGCGGACCAUCUACACCAUCGAUGGCGCAAAGAAGAUCACCAGCAUGGACGAGCUGGUGGAAGGUGAGUGCUACGUUUGCGCCUCCAACCAGCCUUACCGUAAAGUGGACUACACCAAGAUCUCCGUGCCGAGUUGGAAACCCGGCGCCGGUUCCGGGAGCGGCGCGGCAAGUUUGAGCAGGUCUUCGGUGGCGUCUGCGGUCGGCGUCGGCGGGAGCGGCAAAGAGCGCCCCGAGGGCCGAGAAAGCAAAGACUUCAUCAAGCCCAAGCUGGUGACGGUGAUCCGAAGCGGCGUCAAGCCGCGCAAGGCGGUGCGGAUCCUUCUGAACAAGAAGACGGCUCACUCCUUCGAACAAGUGCUGGCCGACAUCACGGAGGCCAUCAAGUUGGACUCGGGAGCCGUCAAGCGGCUGUACACGCUGGACGGAAAACAGGCGAGCUGCCUGCAAGAUUUCUUCGGGGAAGACGACGUAUUCAUGGCGUGCGGGCUGGAAAAGUUUCGCUACGCUCAGGACGACUUUGUGCUCACUCAUGGUGGCAAGACGGCGGCCUUCGUUAACGAGUGCCGAGUCAAAGCGACUCGUCCCGCCGCCUCUCAGAAGAUUUUGACUCCCAAGAGUUCCAGCGGCUCUGGUUUGGCCUCCUCCAAGGCUUCGGCAAAAUCUGGGCCUCAGUCCAGGUCACCAGUAUUAGCCAAUGAGGAGUCAGAAUCGCAGGUCCCCACAAAGUCGUCCAGAUCCAGCCCUUCCCCUACGAGUCCCGGGACACGCAGCAGCCUCAAGGUGUCUCCUCAUCGCUCUUCCUCUGCGGACAUCAACGGCGCGGCUGAGCAUACCGACGACGUCGCUCUGGAAGUGAACGGAAACCCGUCGGUGUCGUCGUCGAUCAUCAGCAGCAAGUACAAAAUCGGCAAAGUGAUCGGCGAUGGUAACUUUGCGGUGGUGAAGGAGUGCGUCGAGAGGUCGACUGGGCAGGAGUUUGCGUUGAAGAUCAUCGACAAAGCUCGUUGCUGCGGGAAGGAGCACCUGAUCGAGAACGAGGUGGCGGUCUUGCGUCGGGUUCGACACCCCAGCAUCAUCCAGCUCGUCGAGGUGGACGAAACGCCGUCUCAGCUUUUCCUGGUGAUGGAGCUUGUCAAGGGAGGUGACCUGUUUGACGCCAUCACGUCAUCCACCAAAUACAGCGAGCACGACGCCAGCGCCAUGGUGUACAACCUGGCCGGAGCCAUCAAGUACCUGCACAGGAUGAACAUCGUCCACAGAGACAUCAAACCAGAGAAUCUGCUGGUGUGCGAGUACCCGGAUGGCACCAAGUCGCUCAAACUGGGAGACUUCGGUUUGGCCACGGUGGUGGAGGGCCCGCUUUACACCGUGUGCGGCACGCCGACCUACGUGGCUCCGGAGAUCAUCGCGGAGACCGGUUAUGGUCUGAAGGUGGACAUCUGGGCAGCGGGUAUCAUCACCUACAUCCUCCUUUGCGGUUUCCCACCGUUCAGAAGCGAGAACAACGUCCAGGAGGAGCUGUUUGAUCAGAUCCUCCGGGGUAAGCUGGACUUCCCGUCCCCGGACUGGGACGCCAUCAGCCUACCUGCCAAGAUGCUGAUUGGUCAGAUGCUGCAGGUGAACGUGGACGCUCGCUUCACAGCAGAUGAGGUUCUCUCGCACCCGUGGGUGUCGGACGACGCUCCCGUCGAGUCCGGCAACGACGAGCCGAUCGUAAUGGAAAAUGAAUCUCCGGGCCUGGAAACCAAGCAGGUUCCUUCUCCGCUGGUCUAGAUGUCAGCCACUGGACCUGAUCUUGUCCUUGGAGAACCCCCCCCCCCCCCUCUGAAGAACGGCAACGAAUUGAGUGGCGAACUGGAUCCCCAUCAGUGACAAUCCCAAAUUCCUGUUCACGCAGUCACCAAAAUCACAUCCUCAACUCUUGCUACUUGUCAGCUGGAGCUCCAUCCAGAAUUUUGGGAAUACUUUCAAAAAGACAAAACAAAAAAAAAACAAAAAGAGGGGAGCCUUGUGUGCAUCAAGAAAAGUGGACAGAUCAUUUCAAGCCUUUCCUCAUACCCAGAAUGUCUUCCACUUUUUCUGGGAAGAAGCAUCCCGAGCUACUUCUGUUCGUAUCUCCCAAUCCGAGGCCACAAGCACUGUGCCUGUAUGCACUGAUGCACACAGGGUUAUUUAAAAAAAACAGAAAAAAGAAAAAAAAGUGUCAACAUUUUACGCCGCUCACGGCCACGUUUCAGCCCACCAAAUCUUGUUGGCGUCCCACCUUGUUAAAAAUUCAAAAUAUGUUGUACAUGUUUGCUGUCAUGUGAGUGUGAGUCUGUUGUGAAGUCGCAGAUUGUGACGGCUUCGGGGAAAAAAAAAAAAAUCUGAAUGGUGCUUAUUUAACUAAUUAUCCCAUUCCUCCAUUGUUCUGUCUUGUUGUCUGUGAGGAUGCGAGAAUUUAAAGCAGGGGUGUCCAAACUAUGGCCCCUGUGGCCAUUUUUUUAAACUUAAUUUUCUAUUUUAUUUAUUUUGUUAUUAAACAUUUAUAACACGGUGGUAAUAGGGAAACGACUUGAGAGCUCCCGGGCACCACCGUUUCUAAAACAAUAUCACGGCUCUGCAUUAACUUUGCCGGCAUUGAUGGAUUGUUUUUAAUGUUUAAAAGGAAUUCAAGAUGAAGAAUGUCCAAGUGGCCACUGGAAGGGAAAGUUUGGAGACCCCUGAUUUAAACGGAAGAACUCCAGCUGUUGACAGGAUGCAGUGUUACGACCUUUUGUAUUGUAUUGUUUUUUUUUUUCGCCAAACCAAAAGACACCUCGCUGUGUUGACAUAGCGAGCGUGGACUUGCAGCUUAAGUGUCCUCCUGACAAACAUGCUUUAACUUAUGUUCAUGUAAGUGCUCGUCAAUUCUGCCUUAUUAACCUUCGAUCAAGUGCAGUAGAUUAGAACGUUUUCAAAAAGCUUUCCAUGUCAAAGGUCCUUUUGAAUGCCAUUUGUUAGUUUUUUUUUUUUCAAAACAGCGCCACCUUUGAUGGCAUUUAGGAACGCUUUGCUAGCCCCAAAGCAUGUAAUGUGUCCUUUUUUUUUUUCUCUCCUUCAACAAAUCUGCCACGGUGCUUUCAAAGACCUUGAAAUGGAGGACAAUGAUGCAUUCAACUGUGAAAUAAAACAUAGAUAGUGAUGACA
Molecule: messenger RNA, 3642 nt
Organism: Hippocampus zosterae (dwarf seahorse)
Lineage: Eukaryota; Metazoa; Chordata; Actinopteri; Syngnathiformes; Syngnathidae
Product: serine/threonine-protein kinase DCLK2-like
Exons: 15
Coding region: 145-2247 (700 amino acids)
Biological process (GO): protein phosphorylation; intracellular signal transduction
Cellular component (GO): microtubule cytoskeleton
Molecular function (GO): protein kinase activity; ATP binding
Source: RefSeq, a predicted model, not a curated record